Solanum tuberosum (potato) is the source of this 1074-nucleotide messenger RNA. Its product is annotated as GDSL esterase/lipase At1g71250. Lineage: Eukaryota; Viridiplantae; Streptophyta; Magnoliopsida; Solanales; Solanaceae. Bases 1 to 1074 code for a protein of 357 amino acids. The transcript has 5 exons. The record is from RefSeq and is a predicted model, not a curated record. Gene Ontology annotation, molecular function: hydrolase activity, acting on ester bonds.
AUGAUAUGUUUGUUUGUUCUUCUUCCUCUUAUGUACUUUUCAUCGGUACACGGUGCACCUACAGCUCUAUGGGUAUUUGGAGACUCACUGGUCGAUAAUGGAAAUAACAAUUUCCUUAAUACUAUUGCUAAAGCAAACUACUUUCCUUAUGGGAUUGAUUUCAGCAGAGGCCCUACCGGCAGAUUUUCCAAUGGAAAAACUUUUGUGGAUAUUCUUGGAGAAUUAUUAGGAGUGGCUUCUCCUCCACCAUUUGCAAAUCCAAGCACAAGAGGGGAAAGAAUCCUCGGGGGAGUAAACUAUGCAUCUGCUGCUGGUGGCAUCCUAGAUGAAACUGGCAAACACUAUAUGGAAAGGUUCACGUUGAGCCAACAAGUGAUAAAUUUUGAGAGCACAUUAAGUCAAUUAAGGACGAUGAUGAGUCCUGGUGAUUUAAACACAUAUCUCUCAAAAUCAAUAGCAGUGAUGGUGUUUGGAAGCAAUGACUACAUAAACAACUAUCUCUUGCCUUCCCUUUAUACGUCCAGUAUCAACUAUAAUCCGCAACAGUUUUCCAACCUCCUUCUCAAUCAUUAUGCUAGACAACUUGUGGCAUUGUAUAGUGUAGGACUGAGGAAGUUCUUGGUAGCUGGAGUAGGACCACUUGGAUGCAUUCCCAAUCAGUUAGCCACAGGACAAGCACCCCCAGGAAGAUGUGUUGAUUAUGUAAAUCAGAUACUUGGUAGUUUCAAUGAGGGUCUCAAAUCACUCGUCAGCAUAAUGAACAACGGCACUCACCCUGGAGCAGUUUUUGUUUAUGGCAAUACAUAUGCUGCUAUUGGUGAUAUCUUGAACAACCCUGCCAGAUAUGGAUUUAACGUAUGGGACAGAGCAUGUUGUGGAGUGGGGAGAAACCAGGGACAAAUAACAUGUCUACCCUAUCAAUUUCCAUGUCUAGACAGGAGUAAGUAUAUAUUCUGGGAUGCAUUUCAUCCGACACAAGCCGUGGAUGCAAUCUUGGCACAAAGGGCAUACUAUGGACCCCCUUCUGAUUGCUACCCCAUCAACGUUCAACAAAUGGCUGCUAUCAACUAUUGA